GCUUGGCUCUGUUUCUUGUCCAGAUUGCAAGGGGCUCACGACGAGAUGCUUUCCGAAAACCCCGCCCCAGCAUCCCUCCUUCCCUCAGGAGCUGGGUUGAAUUAAUUUGAUUUGAUGUUCAGGAGCAGCCGAGAGAUGAACUGAAAACUUUUCCCUUCCUUUCCUUCUCCUUUCCCAUUUUGUCUUCUUCCCUGGACAGAUGUGCAGCAACGGCGGCGGCAGCUGUGACUGAGACUUUCGAACUAGCUUCUCUCCUCUUCCAUCCCCGUCUCUUGCCCAGCCGGGCCAUCAAGGGCAGGAGAUGAGAGGCUCUGCCUGGUCCCAUGGCACUGACUAGCUCCACUUUAGUUCAAAGUGGGCAAAAGUCGAGCCAGGUGGACUGUCGAGAAACCACAGCGGCACUGGGAGUCACCACCGUCACCACCGCCACCACCACCGCAGCGUUCUCCUCCUCCUUAGAUCGGGAAUAGAUGCCCCCCCACCCACACACCCCUCCCUCCUUGAGCAUUUGACUCAUCUGCCCACCAUGGGAUCGCCGGCGUCCUCCGCCCGAGCCCCUGCGAGGCUGAUGUGGAGGGCGGACCAACACUUAGUCUGUCUCCGGGCUCCUUGCUGAAAGCUCCCGCCUAGCUAUUCUUCUUUCUCACCCCUUUGGAAGGAACCCGAUGUUCUAGGAGUUUGUGGAGCUCGCCGCUGCUCCCGAACUCCUAGUGUGAGAGCUAAGAGAAAAGAAGGAAGAGAGCAAGAGAGCGAGCCAGAGAGAGAGAGAGAGAAAAAAGAGAGCAACCACUCCGCCAGCUGAGGCCCCGCACACUUAAUUGCAGGCCAGAAUACAGAACUAUGAUAGCAACUGGUGGCGUCAUAACAGGCCUGGCAGCCUUAAAGAGGCAAGACUCUGCUAGAUCUCAGCAUCAUGUCAACCUCAGCCCAUCACCUGCUGAUCAAGAGAAGAAACCGGUUAGACGCCGGCCUAGGGCUGAUGUCGUGGUUGUUCGGGGCAAAAUCCGACUUUACUCUCCAUCCGGAUUUUUCCUUAUUUUAGGAGUGUUGAUCUCAAUUGUAGGGAUAGCAAUGGCAGUCCUUGGAUAUUGGCCCCAAAAAGAACAUUUUAUAGAUGCUGAGACCAGGCUGUCAACCAACCAAACCCAAGUGAUCAGAAACCAAGCUGGUAUCAUGGUUCGCUUCUUUGAGCAGCAUUUACACUCUGAUAAGAUGAAAAUGCUUGGCCCCUUUACGAUGGGCAUAGGGAUUUUUAUUUUCAUAUGUGCUAAUGCCAUUCUACAUGAAAACCGUGACAAGGAAACCAAGAUCAUUCACAUGCGAGACAUCUACUCCACUGUCAUAGAUAUCCAUACCCUAAGAAUCAAGGAGCAAAAGUUGAUGAAUGGUGUCUACACUGGCUUAAUGGGAGAAACUGAAGUAAAGCAGAAUGGUAACUCCUGUGCCUCUAGAUUAGCAGCAAAUACACUUGCCUCCUUCUCAGGUUUUAGGAGUUUUCGAAUGGAUAGCUCUGCUGAAGAAGAUGAACUUAGGCUCAGUGAGAGCAAGAGUGGUAGUCACCUUGUGCCCCCUUUGUUUUCUGAUAGCUCUGUCUCUGUCUUUGGCCUCUAUCCACCCCAUAACAAGACAGGUGAUGAUAAGAACAGUAGCAUAAAAAAAUGUGAAACAAAGUCCAUCGUAUCCUCAUCCAUCAGUGCUUUUACAUUGCCUGUGAUCAAGCUUAAUAAUUGCGUCAUUGAUGAGCCUAGCAUAGACAACAUCACUGAGGACUCUGAGACUAUCAAGCGCAGGUCUCGGAAUUUAUCCAUGGAUUCACUGGCUGUUCCUUUAACCAAUAUCAAUGAAUCCUACCAGCGAGCCAGUUUAGGGUUGCCACGGAAUGAUUCUGCUGGGGAAUCUCUUUCAAACCAGUACAAAUCUUCUGUGGCUCUUGGACCGAGAACUGGACAGCUUUUGUCACCUGGGGCUGCUAGGAAACAAUUUGGAUCCAACACAUCCCUGCAUCUGUUGUCUUCACACUCAAAAUCCUUAGACUUGGACCGAGGUCCCUCCACCUUGACUGUCCAGGCUGAACAACGAAAACACCCAAGUUGGCCCCGGUUGGAUCGGAGUAACAGCAAGGGGUACAUGAAACUGGAGAACAAAGAGGACCCAAUGGAUAGGUUGCUUGUACCCCAAGCCUCAAUCAAGAAAGACUUUACAAAUAAGGAGAAGCUUCUAAUGAUCUCCAGAUCUCAUAAUAAUUUGAGUUUUGAACAUGAUGAAUUUUUGAGUAACAACCUAAAGAGGGGAACUUCAGAAACAAGAUUUUAAAUGUUAAAACACACACACACACACACACACACAAUCUUUUACAAGGCAACUUAUUUUAAAACAGUUUUCAUAAGUGUUUGUUAAAGCAACGCAUACAAGCCUCUUUAACCAAAUGGCUAUGGCAUAAUAGAAUUGGUUCCUUAUUUCUAUGGGGGAGACAGUUUUAUGACCUAGUGACAUACAGCUGCAAUAUUGUACUUUAUCAUCACACACAGUAUUUUUUAUGUUCCUAUAUGAGCAUGAUCUCUUUGGUUACAGUGAGUCAGAGACCUGCAUCCAAAUAAAAGUGCGUCUGCUUCAGGUUUCAUUUCCUCCCCUUGGUUGCUACAUUCCCAGAACGAUGCUUCCAGUCUAGAAAAAAAAAAAAAGUCACUAAAGUCUGGACUAGAAAUGCCAAACCCAGGCCAAAGACUAAAUAUACUUUUAAAUGUAUAUGCUGACUGUGUAACCUAAGGUUUUGUUUUCCAAAAAAACACAUAGGGUUGGGUGAGUUUAGGGGAAAAACAAAUCAGAUUAAAUAUCUUCUUUUUGUUUGUUUUGUGUGUGAAUUCAUUGUAGUUGGUUCAGUCAGAUACCGGUAUUGUGAACUCUUCUCUAGGUUAUAUGUGAUAACCUUUCAACAUCCAUUAUAUUUUAGGAUUGUAAUUUCAGAACAUCAUGUAUUAUAGUGCCACAGCUCUGAAAUUGUUGUAGCUUUAUGGAGAAAAAUCAAAACUUGAUCAGGUGACUGACACUUUAGAAAAGGAAACUGUCUAAAUUAUGUAGAAUAUGAAUGACCCAAAGUUUUCCCAUUCAAUUAGAUAACCUUUAUCAAGCACCUACUAUGAGUAAUGGGUUAGUGAUACAAAGAAAGAAAUGAAAAAAAAAAAACACUUCCCUUAAAGGAGCUCAUAUUCUGUUGGAUAUGAUUCCAUUCCCAAAUAUUCAAAUCCAAAUAAUAUUUAUUUAUUUCAUGUUAAUUGGAAAAAUGAGUGCUAAACAACAUUAGCUAAGAGCUGCUUCAUUCCUUACUCACCUUAAAUUUUUACCUUUCACUAUCUCUAUCCCUGACCUUUCCCUCCACCCCACCUCCAAAUGACAACAACAAUGACAAAAAUAACAACAAAAGCUCGACAUCAAUAACCUGAGGCUUGGUCUCAAUACUUUUAUAAAUCCCUGCAGUUGGGAAAGUAAUCAGCUAAUCUCACCAUUUCUUUUCAUUUUGGCCUAUCUCUAGUUUGAUGAUUCAAGAACAUUUAGCUCUUACUAAAUUGCCUUGAAAAAUACAUUUUUUCAAGGGAAAACCCCGAAAGACUUUUUUUUUUUUGCAGUACCAGGUUUUCAUGGUUGCAGUUUUAAGUUUUGUGCACAUAAAUACUAAAAUGUAUGUGUCCAUCCAAAAAUUUUCCUAUUUUCCAGUAUUGUUUAAUAUUUACUGAACUGACAUACUCAGGAAUUCUUUUUAAUAGCUUUCCCCUCAGAUAACCAAACAUUUCAAAGCAUCAGUAUACUGCAGUUGUGUUCCGAAAGCAGAAGACAGAAACAUUUGUGUUUCCAGCUUGAUCCAAUCCAUAUGGUGAUCUUUGCAUCCAGGGCAUUAUUUGCUCUGUGGAUUGAGGCCUGGUACUACUUGUUAGAACAUUGAGCCUAUAUAUUGUAACAGAGUGGGCUAAAUAUUUUGGUAUGAAGCUUUUA
Molecule: messenger RNA, 3987 nt
Organism: Dromiciops gliroides (monito del monte)
Lineage: Eukaryota; Metazoa; Chordata; Mammalia; Microbiotheria; Microbiotheriidae
Gene: TMEM200A
Product: transmembrane protein 200A
Exons: 2
Coding region: 841-2313 (490 amino acids)
Source: RefSeq, a predicted model, not a curated record